Plasmopara halstedii is the source of this 1290-nucleotide messenger RNA. RefSeq lists its product as uncharacterized. Bases 524 to 766 code for a protein of 80 amino acids. The record is from RefSeq and is a predicted model, not a curated record. The transcript has a single exon. NCBI's taxonomy places the organism in Eukaryota, Oomycota, Peronosporomycetes, Peronosporales, Peronosporaceae.
UAUUGGUUGGCUCCGAGCCUAGCUAUCUUAUUGAUUGUAGACUACCAGUCAAGCCUUGGCUUGUCUAGGUAUGAGUGUAAUCGCACCCUCAGGCAAUAACGCUUUCAUCAGCUUAUACCGUGUUGUUGGAUGAUUCACUCACAAUGAAUUAACAGUAUUUUUCUUUUCGACAACGUACAUGAAGCAAAGAACAACAACUAAGCAGUGCAUUUAUCUGUAGAGGAUCAAUCAGAAGUCUGCACGGGACACCAGCAUUCAAGUGCCAUUAAUCAUCAAAGAGGCCGUAUCGGUGAUAUCCGACUCACGUGCAGAGUAACAUAUCUAUGUUGGCCUUUUGGACAACGUCAGUGUAGUCGAAGCUCAAUGGCGCAAUUUAACGCUAGUGGACUUGAUUAUGAGGAAGGUCAUUCAACCCCUUGGUAAUUUUGCUGGUGAUGUCUCAGAUCAAAACUUAUCCAACCUAUCCGGCUUAUAAAGUAAAACUUACGCGGCAAAAUUUAAUCGUUAAGAUUGCAAUGCCUUCAUGGCCAUCCAAGAAUUAAAAAAAUUAGAGGCGUGUCGUUUGCGGUACAACUAUUUACAACAUAAUUCUUGGGACAAGAUCAGCUCGGUUCUUUCGUUUGCUAUGAACAAAAUGAGCUCGAGCUCAAAUCUACAGUCUUCCUUGCUAAAUAUCAAGCCUGUGAUUACUAUCUUUAGCACGGUUAGAUACAGAAUGGACAACAUUAGCAAAAUGGUGCCCGGAACAGCAUCGAUUGCUUCGUAACAUCCCCAGCAUUUCAUCGCUGAAUACCACUCACCUUACUGGCACACUUCAAUCAGGCGGCAAAUAAAUUUUACGCAACUCGAUUUUAAAUAUAGCAAAUAUUAGUAUUUAAAUCGGCAAGUACAAUCGUUGCACAGCAAUUACGAUCUCGAAAAUCGUUUAUCUGGUAAAUUGCCGGAGAUGGCGUUGAGACGUACAUUAUCGAAAAGUCUGCUUGUGAGCGCACGAAGUUGCGGACAAUCUUUGCAUGUGGUUGCUCACUGUAAAAUGUCCUUUACAAAAUAUUCUUGAAGGAACUAUUCUCUUUGCCUGGGUAAUGUUGCGCUGGAGUGUCAACACUCUUAUUUUACAUGCAAAGCCUCAAGAGCAGUAUUGACAAACAUUUGAUCUUGCUCGAUAGAGAUGACGAUUUUGUCAAAUUGGUAUAUAUGACGAAUGUCUGCUUCCCAAGGAGAUACAUCAGAGUUUACUGUAUGGCAAAGCUCCUCUUAGCGUCUGGUCAGUAAAUUACUCUUGUCGGGCGU